This is a messenger RNA of Lolium perenne, 2192 nucleotides long. RefSeq lists its product as uncharacterized. The record is from RefSeq and is a predicted model, not a curated record. Gene Ontology annotation, cellular component: nucleus. NCBI's taxonomy places the organism in Eukaryota, Viridiplantae, Streptophyta, Magnoliopsida, Poales, Poaceae. Gene Ontology annotation, molecular function: transcription cis-regulatory region binding; protein heterodimerization activity. Gene Ontology annotation, biological process: regulation of DNA-templated transcription.
AAGAGCAUUUCUCCAUCUGUUGCCUUCUUCCCCUCCGCCCGGCCCCGAAAUUUUUCGAAAACUCCCCAGCGCCGCCGCUUUCGGGGCCUCGCGGCGAGGGUUCGUUCGGGUUGUCGAGGCUCGCCGGCGGAGGCAGGCAUGGCCGGGAAGAAGCGCGACGCGGUGAGCCCCGCACCCGCCGACGGCGAGGAGAGCGCCGCCGCAUCCGGCCCCAGCGUCAAGCGCGGUCCCGGCAGACCGAAGAAGGAUCCCGCCGCCGUUGUCGCCAGCCCCGACUCCAAGCGCGGGCCUGGAAGACCUAAGAAGGUCCCCGACGCGGACUCCGCCGCCGCUGCCGCCAGUCCUGGCUCCAAGCCCGGCCCCGGCAGACCUAAGAAGGUCCCCGACUCCGACGCCGCGGCCACUGCUGCCAGCCCCGGCUCCAAGCGCGGGCCAGGAAGGCCUAAGAAGGUCCCCGGCGAGGAGGGCCCAGCACCGGAACCGGGGAAAAACGACAAGGGGGAGAAGACGGCGACCCCGAAGAAGGCUAAGGUGGCGACCCCGAAGAAGGAAAAGGAGCGGGAGAAGGCGGAGCCGCCCCAGGAGGAGGGAGGCAAUCUCAAGAAGCAGCAGCAGGCGUCCGGCGGAGCGGCGGCAGUGAAGCCCGCGAAGAAGAAGAAGGGUGUGGAGGUGGCGGAGCCCGGAUCCGGGAAGAAGAAGGGGGGCAAGCGCGGGAAUGAGGAGCUGCCCGGCGAAGGGGAGAAGUCCAUGCCCAAGAAGAAGAAGAAGCAGGAAACCAGCGAAGGGGAGAAGCCCAUGCCAAAGAAGAAGAAGCAAGAACCCAGCGAAGAGGGGAAGCUCACGCCCCAGAAGAAGAAGCAGCAGGUGUCUGGCGAAGCCGAGAAGCCCACGCCCAAGAAGAAGAAGAAGCAGCCGGCGUCUGGCGAAGGGGAGAAGGCCGCGCCCAAGAAGAAGAAGCAGCAGGCGUCUGGCGAAGGGGAGAAGCCCACUCCCAAGAAGAAGAAGCAGCCGGCGUCCGGGGAAGGGGCGAAGGCCACACCCAAGAAGAAGAAGCAGCAGGCGUCUGGCGAAGGGGAGAAGCCCGCGCCCAAGAAGAAGCAGGAGUCUGGCGGGGCAGAGAAGACCACGCCCAGCAAGGGGAAGGUCGCGCCCACGCCCACAAAGAAGCCGCAGGUGGCCGGCAGCGCGGCGAAGGCCACACCCAGCAAGGGGAAGCAGAAUGGCAUCAAUGUGGCGAAGAGCGCCAAGAAAAGUCCUGGCAAACCGGAGAAGGCCACACCUAGCAAGAAGCAGCAACCAUCCAGCGGGGCGGAGAAGGGCACGCCAAGCAAGAGGAAGCGUGAUGACGUGGAAUCCCCGAAGGAGGCCAAGAUCGGGAAGAAGCAGAAGGCCAAGGCGGCAGCGGCGGUGUUGCCGCCUGCCGAGCCAGGCACUUCUAUCUUCCCGAUGUCGCGGGUGCGGCUGCUGAUGCGGGACGAGGACGCAAGCAUCCGCCCUACCAGUGAGACUGUCUUCCUCAUCAGCAAGGCGUCGGAGUUAUUCUUGGAGGCAUUUGCGAGGGACGCUUACCAGAAUGCUGUGAGGGAACGUAAGAAGUCAAUUGGCUAUGAUAACCUUUCUGUGGCAGUGUGCAACCAGAGACGGUAUAAGUUCCUAUCAGAUUUUGUCCCGCUGAGAGUCACAGCGGGUGAUGCCCUGAAGACACCGGCUGUGGACCAAUCUUAAGCCACGGUGCCAGUACUCCAUGAGGGCAUGCUGUGCUAGGUUCUUCUGCAAGGCCGUGUAACUGAGACGUGAACCGCCGAAGUCGCCUGUGGAAGGAGAGUUGUUUGUAUGUUCUGUAUUCUGCCACGCUAUGUUGAGUAGCUGCCUGUAAGAACUGGUCUUAAACCAGGUACUAGAGGUACAGUGGUCCGCCAGGAAGCACGCUAGCUAGUUUCUUCUGCGAGUAGGAAAUGUGAACUAGCGAAGUUGUUUGUAUCUCAAAUCUCAUUCUGUAGUAGGUUGACUAGCUGCUGCCUACAAGCAUCAGGUGUGUUUCACCUUGGGGCACAUAGGGAUAUGGGUGACCUGAUUCUGCAAGUUCAGGCUCGUGUCAAAAGAUGGCCAUACAGGCUAUCUGAAUCUUGUGGUCACUCUGAACAAUGGAAUGGUUGUGAUCUGUGUUGGGGAGCAUAUUUUUUCACGUGAAA